Messenger RNA from Macrosiphum euphorbiae (potato aphid), 2829 nucleotides. Lineage: Eukaryota; Metazoa; Arthropoda; Insecta; Hemiptera; Aphididae. The record is from the annotation of a GenBank genome assembly.
AUGUCUACUAUAUUCAGUUCAAGAGUUCUAAAUACUUUAAAUGAAGAAAAAGAUAAUUCAAGUUUAUUUGAAAAAGGAAAUUCUGUGUAUUCUAACCGAUCAGAUGUUGUAGACAGAGAAAAAAAUAUCCCAAACAUAUUUAUUACACCAGAAUGUAAUCAAUUGGAUUGUGUUUUGUACUCAUCAAGUAUAACAAAAAGAGAAAAAGUCAUUCCCAAUAUAUUUGAUUUCAAUGCAUUUCAAGCGAGUCCUACAAAUACUUUCAAUUAUACAGAUAAAUUCUUUGAUUAUCCUAAUUUAUUUACCUUGGACAAGAUAUAUUCAGAACCAUGUGGUUACAAAAGUAAUAUCUGGGAAAAAUAUGGUAAUUAUACAAGUGUAUUUAGUCUAUCAGAUUUUCAGCACACUGAUUGUGCACAACAUGUAGAGAUUAAUAAUAGGGACCAUGCAAAAAAAGAACAAGUAUAUGAAGAUGAUAAAUUUUCACUUGAACCCAAGGAGAUAUUUAUUAGCACCAAUUUAUCAGAAGUAAAUGAAUCAAAUACAACUGAACAAUUUCCUAUCGCUGGAGAAGAAAAGAUUAGUUCUGCUCUAUGUUUUUGGUAUAUUGCCACGGGUAUAAAUGUGAGAGAUCAUAACUUAAAAACAUAUUUUCCUCAAAGAGAAAUUAGUGGCAUAUGUAUCAUGCAAGAUAUUAAACUAAUGUUGAUCAAUAUGGGCACAACUUAUUUUCUUGUAGAUAACGAAACACUUAUGUACAAACGGAAUGGAAACAUUAGUAUUAGUGGCUUAACACCAGAAAUGUUUGAGUCUGCUACUGAUCCAAUUUUGGAGUGUUCUAAUUUAUACAAAGUUAUCAAUAUCACAAUAACCAAAUGGAAGGAAAUGUGUGACAAUAGUAUAGUUCAAGCAUUCAUAUUUUCUGUAUCUAAUAUAUUGGAUGAUUAUGAACGAUCAAUUUAUGCUGUAUUAAACGAAUCUUUGUUGUCACUUGUUGGUCGUUUAUCUUUUAUAACUCCUCGCUUACAGUUGUUAGCGAACAUAUGUAGUAUAAAAACACAUGGUUGUAUGGUCAUUCCAGAUCGUAUACCUUGUGGAAUAACAUUGUUGAACAAAGUUCAUGAUUAUUUAUUUGAAUAUCGCUUUCCGAAUGAUUUAUUUCUGAAGAUGUUGUUGUACAUUUUUGAAUCAUGCUGCUUAGCUUAUUUCAGAUUAUUAUCAAAUUGGGCAUUAAAAGGGGUGUUAAAUAAUGAAGAAACUGGCAUGUUUAUUAAAGUAAAACCAGAUAUUGACGAUGAAGAUUUUGAUAGCCGUAUAAAUUGGAAUCGUUUUAUAAUAGAUGAGAGUGUAGAAGUUCCCUUAUUUUUAAAUAAAUACAAACAUGAUAUCUUACAUUGUGGAAAAACUAUUAAUUUCUUCAAAAAAUUCAACGAUUUAAAUGAGUUUUUACCAAAUUUAACUUGUUGUUUCGAUGCUGUUGAUUCUCAGAAGACUUAUGAACAAUUUUCAACUUAUUUCAAGUAUGACCCUUGUUCAAAAAAUGGAAAUUGUGUAAAAAGAAUGUCAAACUGUUAUCUAUAUGAAUCAAUUGUUGGGUCUAAUUAUUCAAAAGACAAUACUGAUGGUUAUAGUAAUACAACUGAAAAUAUAACCAAUGUUACAGACAUUAAAAUAUAUUCUAACAAUGAAAGUUAUGAAUUGUUUCAAAUACCCGAUUGGACUUCGGUUAAUAAUAUAUAUGACUUUAAUAAACCUUAUGGAUUUUUUGUGGAUCAUGACGAUUCAUUAACAUAUAAUGGAAAUAUUAUUGAUGUUAUUAACAUGAUAGACUAUGUACCACAUUCUAUACUAAUACCUGCUCGCAUACAAAGGAGUGUUUGCGAUAAGCAAAUAUUGGACAUGUACUUUUCCCAAGAAAAUUUAAUGGAACAUCUAUAUUACUUAUCCCAGUGCUUCUUUUUAAUGAAUUGGUCGUUUUCAUCUAAACUGUGCAUGGCUCUAUUUGAAGGUAUUGUGACCAACAGGCAACAACCUACUAACAUCUUCAAUCCAGUCAAGUUAAAAUCUAUUGUAGAUGAUGCUAUUCAAGAUAGUUUUCCAAGACAUGAACUACAUAAUUUGACAUUAGAGAUGACUUUUAUCCCAGGCUUAAAUGGAUUUAUUGAUAUUUCAGAUGUGGAAUGUAUAGAAUUAAAUUAUUCACCUAAAUGGCCAAUGAACAUGAUUUUGUCAAACAAAAUAUUAUUGAAGUAUAGACGGAUAUUCUUGUUUGCCAAUAAACUGGAAUUUGUUUCAUGGAGUUUAUUUAAAGCAAGGGAAAUAUUGAAUGUAUAUAAAAAUGAUACAGGAUUACAAUUUAGAAAGAUUAAUCUUUUUAAACAUUGGAUGAAUCAAUUUGUAUCAUCUAUUCAGCAGUAUUAUAAGCAAGUGGUAAUUAGCACAUGCUGGUCAGAAUUAAACGAAAACUUUGAAAAUGUAAAAAAUUAUGAUGAAUUAUUUACGUAUCACAAACAAUACAUGCAUAAAAUGAUAAAGCGGUGUUUCAUGAUUGUUGGUCUCAAAGAUAAACUUAUUAUGUUGAACAAAAUAUACAUAGAAAUAUUAGCUUAUUAUGAAGCAUUAGCUAGUGGUCAAUUUUACAUGAAAAAUACUGAAUGGUUACAUUCAGAGUUCAUCAGUAUGGAACAGUCUUUUUCUCGGUUUGUAAAGCUAAGAGAAAUGUUUUACAUGAGUGUAUUGAAAACUGUGCAAACCCAGGGAAAUCAUUAUGUAGAACAAUUAGAGAGUUUAAUUACUAUACUUGGACCGUUAAAUAAUAAUUUUACAUGA